Capronia epimyces CBS 606.96 is the source of this 648-nucleotide messenger RNA. RefSeq lists its product as uncharacterized. Bases 1 to 648 code for a protein of 215 amino acids. The transcript has a single exon. The record is from RefSeq and is a predicted model, not a curated record. Lineage: Eukaryota; Fungi; Ascomycota; Eurotiomycetes; Chaetothyriales; Herpotrichiellaceae.
AUGUUCGCUUUUCUUCGAGCACCGCUUCCUCCGCGCACCAACAAUGCGGCCAACAAUCCCAUCAUCUACGAGAAGGGUCUCUCAUCCGUCAAGUUCCACGCGCCGGAGUCCAAGUAUGUCAUGACACACCAGAUCCCUCCGACCGGGGGCGAGAAUGGAGAUUCGGUCAUCACGCCUCCGUUCCACUACCACAUCUACCAAGACGAGUACUUCUACCUGCAAAAGGGCACGGCCAUCAUCUUCCGCGGCCUCGACCCCAACCCGUUCGCGACGCUGUCGGAAGACGGCCAGCGAACGGCCACCAUCCCGGCCGGCAGAUAUCAUCGGUUCGAGAACGCGUCCAAGACGGACGACCUGGUCAUCGACAUCCACCUGACGCCCGAGUCGUACGAGAACGAGCAGCGCUUCUUCCGCAACUUCUUUGGCUAUCUGGACGACUGCAAAUCCGCCAAAACCGCCCCGAGCUUCUUCCAGCUCAUGGUCUUCUUGCACAGCGCCGACACGCCGUUGGCUCUGCCGUUGCCGACUGAAUGGAUCGGCCGCAUCGCCAGCCGUAUCUUGCUAUUUACCGCUGCGUCGUGGGGUAGUUGGAUCCUGGGCUACAAGCAGAGCUACCCCGAAUACUACGAACCGAGCAAAUCAAAGUAG